Molecule: messenger RNA, 705 nt
Organism: Caenorhabditis remanei
Lineage: Eukaryota; Metazoa; Nematoda; Chromadorea; Rhabditida; Rhabditidae
Exons: 3
Coding region: 1-705 (234 amino acids)
Source: RefSeq, a predicted model, not a curated record
AUGCAUUUCGAAACUUUCAUAUACUACGCCACUGAUCAUCAAAGACCUGGAUACGGCUCAAAAAUGUUGGUGACUUGGGAGGAAAAAGAUGGAAUUUUCCUCCGAAAUGCUCUCUCCGACCUCUUUGUCAUUUUCUUGUAUUACUUUUGUCUCUACUCCAUGCUCGGAAGAUAUAUCGCUAUAACGAGACCAACAGUCAAUCACUUGCUGUAUGCGAAAAUUUUUAUGAUCCUUGGGUUCAUCAAGUCCUUUUGGUUCUUGUAUUUCUACAAUUUGGAUUUCGAAAUCACGAAGAAAUACUUCCCUUUCUCAAUCGCCUACUUCAUCCCUCCACAUGUCUUCAUUUUGGGACUGAUUCAAAACCGUCAGCCGCCAUCCUAUUAUCUACGUCCCAACUACUUCUCCUCUGGAUUCCUUCGUAAACUGUUUUAUUUUGGAAUAUUCAUUGCUUCCACCAUCUCGACGUACAACAAUCAGCCAGGAAAGUGUCCACAUCAAUUGAUCUCUGUGGAGUUCUGUUUGUCUAUUUACUACAUCGUCGCUUGGCUCAAAUUCUUUGUGAUGCUCAUUUUCGUGUCGAUGGUUGAAAGUGCAUGGGUCUACAAAAUGGCUAAACAUAUUGACAUUUAUUCAUAUGGAGUCAAAGUUGGAGAACUUGUUUGGGUAGACGCUGAAGGAGCACGUGUCGUACGAUUCUACGACUGA